Bradysia coprophila is the source of this 299-nucleotide messenger RNA. RefSeq names its product probable peroxisomal acyl-coenzyme A oxidase 1. Lineage: Eukaryota; Metazoa; Arthropoda; Insecta; Diptera; Sciaridae. The record is from RefSeq and is a predicted model, not a curated record.
ACGGUACAAUGAUGUUUGUUCGAGUCGUUAUCAUUCGUGAUAUGGCAAACUAUCUGUCCAAAGCCGUCACCAUUGUUACAAGAUAUUCAGCUGUUCGCCGACAAAGCCCAAUUGAUCCGGCGAAGAAAGAGGUGCAGGUUAUCGAUCAUGUCACACAGCAAUACAAAGUGUUCCCGAACAUCGCGAAAGUUGUGAUUUUCCAAUUGACGGCGGACUACAUUUGGAAUCUGUACAAUCAAGUGACGUCUGAGCUGGACAAAGGACGUUCCCCAUUUUUUUGUCCACUUAACUCAGCAUGA